Necator americanus (New World hookworm) is the source of this 267-nucleotide messenger RNA. RefSeq lists its product as uncharacterized. The record is from RefSeq and is a predicted model, not a curated record. NCBI's taxonomy places the organism in Eukaryota, Metazoa, Nematoda, Chromadorea, Rhabditida, Ancylostomatidae. The coding region runs from base 1 to 267 and encodes 88 amino acids. The transcript has 3 exons.
AUGGUAAUGAUGAGGAUAUCUAGUAAGGUUUUUACGAGUGAAAUGCCACUACUCCAACAACUCACUUUAAUGGGCGUUUGCUUUAUGUUGUAUCAAAUCCCAGUGAGAUCUCAAACUCUUAAAGAAGCAGAAUUUUUCGCCAGUGCUGCUGCACCGUCGUCCAUAUGGAAACCGUCACUGAUCUUCUACGUUGUGCCUCUGUUCAUACUUGCAUUGGUGAUGAACAAAACGAUUUCGGGGAAUAUCCGUAUGAUCUACGAUCAGUAG